UCCAUAUAAGCUUUAUUCUGAUUGGAUGAUUGGAYUGUGUUUUAGUUUCGCUUUGUCGAUGAGAUUCCUAUUUCGAGUCAUUUGGGACCAAUGUCGACAACAUUCACAUGCAGUCGACACUAAAAUGGCCCCUUCCAUUAAUCUACGUAAAUCGAAAGUCGAACUUCACGUACAUCUAGACGGGGCUUUACGGUUAACRACGAUCAUUGAGCUUGCAAGAGAAAAGGGUAUAAGUUUACCAGCUUAUACUCCAACAGAACUAAAAAAACAUGUGAGCAUUCAUUUGAAAAAAAGAUCUAAACCAACUCUGGAAAAAUUUUUGAAUUGUUUCAAAAUAUUUAUCCCAAUCAUCAAGGGAGAUGAAAGAGCCAUUGARAGAAUUGCAUAUGAAUUCUGUGAGGACCAAGCAAAUUGUGGGGUGUUYUACUUUGAAACCAGAUAUUGUCCUCACUUACUUGCCUCCUGUGGGUUUGAUGGGAUAAAAGAGACUAGGGAAUUGAAUGUCACACCUUCUAAAGUUGUUGCUGCAGUUAAUAGAGGGUUGCGGCAAGGACAAGUGGACUUUAAUAUCAUUGCAAAGUCUAUUUUGUGCUGUAUGAGGCAUAAACCAGAAUGGUCAUUUGAUAUUUUGAAGUUGUGUAAUGAAUACCGAGAUGCAGGUGUCGUUGGAAUAGACUUGGCAGGAGAUGAAUCACAAGGAGAAGUCCCUGCAGUAAAAGAUCAUGUCAUGGCUUUUGAAGCCUUGGAUCAGCUUCAUGCUGAAAGAAUCGGACACGGUUAUCACAUACUUGAAGACCCUGUGCUAUACGAUCAAGUGAUCGAAAGGGGUAUACACUUAGAGGUUUGUCCCACAUCGAGCCUGCUUACUGGGGCAGUCAAGCCUUGCUUCGCUAAGCAUCCAGUGCGAAAGUUUGCAGAAGACGGUAUCAACUAUUCUAUUAACUCAGACGAUCCGCUAGUCUGUGAYACAAAUGAACAAAAUGAAUAUAGAGUGGCGUACAACAAGAUUGAACUCAACGCAGCGGAACUGACUAGAGCGACGUUCAACGCGGCUAAAGCAGCCUUCAUUCCCGACGAUGAAAAACGCCAGCUAAUUGAAUAUUUGAAGGAGGUUCAUGGGAUACCUGGUGCUAAAAAACUACAGGAGAUGGAUGAAGACUAGCUGGUUUACUAGCAACYCCCCCAUUUAUCGAUUGUAGGAAAAACCUCUCCUAAUAGACAUUAGUUAAGAUGACGGUUCUUGGGGCUGGUUGGAUGGAUGUGUCGUCAUGUGACUUCAAUGUGGUGAUUCUGGUUGGUUAACUAUGUCGUCACGUGACUUCAAUGUGGUGAUUCUGGUUGGUUAGCUUUGUCGUCACGUGACUUCACUUUCUUGGUUUUUGAAUGGAAUCCAAAAAAACCACAUWCCUUAUGUGUGAUGUGGUAAUGAUGAAAGUAUUCCGAUUCCCCUCGAUCCAAAACAUAUUCAUUUUAUCGAUUUUCGUAUGYACUAUUUUGAUUGAGGUCCACUGAUUUACGUCUACUGCCUGCCUCGCCAGUGGAUGGAGUCUGUGCUAACUCUAAUUUAUACUGAUAUUAUUUUUAUGUGUUACGCGGCAACGAAAAAAAUAAUACUAUAAAUGAGAAUCGCAUGAUAAAAGGAAGUUUGAAGCAUUACACUCUAGGUAUUAAUAUCAUCUUAAUAUAUUUUACAUUUCGAUGUCUCCAAAAAUAUUUGAAAUACUAAAUUCAAAGUUGUUUUUUUUGAUAUACGAGGAAAUAUCUUUCUCGUAGGAAAAUCAAAUUAGCUCAACAAACAGGGGUUAAUAUGUGAAUAGCACUUUUAGUGUCGAAACCAAAAUAUUAUGUAUUUUUAAAAUGACGAGGUUUGACGUUUUAAUUUUUUGUGGGUUUACAUCUAAAGUUCUUUUAUUUUAUCAUAAAUUAAUUUUUAGUUUCCUUUAAUGUUUAGUGAAAUUGCACUUUGGAAUGCUGCCUAAACCAUUGCAAGUGUGUUAUUUGAGAACAUUGAAAUGGCUUUUUUAAAAUCAAAAUGGCUUCCCAUGAACAUUGCAAUGUUGUUGCCUUUUGUGUACAGGAGCGACAAAAUCAAAUCAGUUUACAUUGUCGAAAACAUUAAAUAUACCAAAUUAUCCAUGAAUCGAUAAGCA
Molecule: messenger RNA, 2150 nt
Organism: Actinia tenebrosa (Australian red waratah sea anemone)
Lineage: Eukaryota; Metazoa; Cnidaria; Anthozoa; Actiniaria; Actiniidae
Product: adenosine deaminase
Biological process (GO): inosine biosynthetic process; hypoxanthine salvage; negative regulation of adenosine receptor signaling pathway
Cellular component (GO): cytosol; external side of plasma membrane
Molecular function (GO): adenosine deaminase activity
Source: RefSeq, a predicted model, not a curated record